UAUAACUAAAAAUUUCCAACAAAAACAUGCUUGUUAGUGUGUGGUUCAAAUAGUAAUAAUAAACAGAACUUUCUCGAAAGUAGUAACACCCAUAUUCUCUUCAACUCUCUACUUACUCCUGCAAAGACACAUACACAACUCUGAAAUAAUAACGUCUAGUAAACCAAACAUAAACAGCCAAAAAAAUGCAGUCACUACGGUGCAGUUUGGGUAUUUUCCUCGUCUUUAUCAUUUGCCAGUCGUGUCUGGCGGUGCCUGCCUUGCGCGUCAAACGUCAACGAGAUGAUCUGCUCUCACUGGAGGCGGAGAGCGCGGAUGCAAUCAAUAGCGAUUUGAAUCCUAUCAAUGCUGAGGCAGUUUCAGGCGAUGAUCUUGAGCGCAACAAAAGAAAAUUACCCGAUGCGACUCUCGAAGCCAAGAAUGCAGUGCUGGGAUUUGUCUUUGGUAAAAUCGACAACUUCCUCGACACCAAAACGCGUGUCAUCGAGCAGCUGGAUCGCGCCAACAUCGAGAAGAACAAGCAGUGGGACAUUAAGCAACCCGUGCCCAUUAAGGACUUCCAAACGCUCGUUACCGCCGUAGUUUCACCCAAAAUACGCUCACUUGGCAAUAUUGCCAACGAUUUGACCACUGGCGUGCUGACUACAAUCACCGCUUUCAGCGGUUCUUCAGCGGGCAAUGGCAAUGCCAAUGCUGGUUUGGGUAAUAUCGUGUCGAAGUUCCUCGGCUUCUCUGGUCCUAUUCUGCAAGGCUCUGCAGCUGGACCUGCUGGAGGCGGUACCACAGCCGCGCCGGAUUCAGACGAGGCUGGCUAUUAAGGCUGCUGCAAGUGGCUGCUGUGAUGUUAACUAAAAUACGUAUAUAUAUUUAGCAACAUAUGCCAAUAUGUACUUAUAUAUAUAUGUCAAUACAUUUACAAAUUCUUCUCUGGCUAUACACUUCAAUACAGAAUUAUUGUUACGCGCUGCUUACGAAAUAUCGAUCCACACACCCAUUUGAGAAUGCACUUUCAUUGAGAGACACACACACACAUACAAUUAAACACAUGUACAAAGGCGAAGCACGCACACAUACUCAUACAUACUUGCAUACUGCGCAUGUAAUACGUUAAAUUUCAACUUUAUUCUAUUUAACGCAGAAUGCUACAAAGCAAACCAUAUAAACUUCGAAAGUAAUGUCUUCCUAUUAUCCUUGAAUAUACUUAUGUAAAUAAUGUAUAGUUCUUGUUAUACACUCUUUAAACUCUUCUGCGCAUAUUGGUAGUUUUAUUAUGUAGGCAACCAUACUCGUUUUGAUAUUUUAAA
Bactrocera tryoni is the source of this 1304-nucleotide messenger RNA. RefSeq lists its product as uncharacterized. The transcript is spliced from 4 exons. Lineage: Eukaryota; Metazoa; Arthropoda; Insecta; Diptera; Tephritidae. The record is from RefSeq and is a predicted model, not a curated record. The coding region runs from base 186 to 818 and encodes 210 amino acids.